Messenger RNA from Paramuricea clavata, 7830 nucleotides. The record is from the annotation of a GenBank genome assembly. Lineage: Eukaryota; Metazoa; Cnidaria; Anthozoa; Malacalcyonacea; Plexauridae.
AUGUGUGUCAAGGAUAAAAACAGUGAUCCAUUCAACGUGGUUGAAGGCAAGGGCUGCGAAAAGAAACUGGUCAUUACGAAAUCUGUUUCGGCUGAACAGGUAGGAAUUCAUGUUUACCGAACUGGUGUUUAAUACCAACGUUACGGCCAACAGCCAUAUAAGGCUGCGUUCAGACUGGGUGCCCGGCGCUGGCGCCCGUCACUUGUUUUGGCGCCUAGUUUGAACAUGAUGCUUCCAAAUGAAAUUGGGCACAGUGCCCAAGAAAGGGCACUACCUCUCUAGAGGUAGUACUCAACAACGGCACUGUGCUCAACAUGUUUUGUGAACAAUUUUGAACGUUGGGCACCAGUGCCGGGCACUCAGUUUGAACCUUAAAACAAGACAGCCACAUAUAAGAAUUAACAUUUCUGACGCUUGUAAUUCCUGGGGGACCUCAUCUGAAGCACGGCAGCGCCUGGUGAAUUUCGGUUUAUAAUUUACACAGUACAGUUUCAAGACAAGAACUGUCCAUGCAGGCACAAUAUUGAUGAGAAUUCAUUUCCUUUUUAUCGCAGAAAGAAUCAGAACUGAUUUAUGUGAAUGUAAGCAAGGUUCAAGAUGACGUCAAUCGUGAUGAAGCAAGACUUUAUAAUCCUUUCAUCAUCACAGUUACUGCAUCACCCAUGCACAUUGUUUAUCCUUACUAUCUUAUUGGAGUAAGUGGAUUUUUGAGCUGGAUGGAACACUAGCUCUGGUUAUACUGGAUAUCUCUUUCAGUUCUAAACUGUUCUCCCUAGAGCCCCAAUAAAGGUCAUCUAUUAUCCAGAAACCAACGUUACACACGUAGAAACGAGCAAGUUAUUACAGAUCUGAAAACAAGUUGCAACAACCCAGCGGGCACACGACGUUGUUUCAACGUUGAAAUUUGGUAGAAAAAAGGUUGCGACGUCGACAACCUAAUAUCUACGUUGCUCUGACGUUGUUUUACAAACAUUGGUUCAACAGCAGCCAACAGACGUUGAAUUAACGUUCAUUCAUAGUUAAAUGUACGACGUCGAUUUGUGAACCAAUCUCAACGUUGUUUUAACGUGGAUUCAACGUUGAAUUAUGGUUGACGAGAAUGGCAACCUAAUUUCAACGUUGUUUCAACGUCGAAACAGUAACGUCGAUCCAAUUUGCAUAGUCAACCCUUUUUCAACGUCUAUCCAACGUCUGGAAGGUCAUUUCCAACGUUGAUUCAACGUUGGAUAUACGUCAUUUUGCCCGCUGGGAAGGUUGUUGACAAGCCGAUAUCGCAUCACCUUGUUACAAGGUUGAUGAUGGUAACAGACUUGCCACAAGUUGUUCUAACAAGUCUAAUACAUGCUGUUCGUAACAAGUUGCAACGAGCUUGUUGUCAUCAACUUGUUACGUGCAGACGAUAUCAGACUUGCUGGAACAACUUGUUGCGAGUCUAUUGGUAUCAUCAACCUUGUUACAAGAUGAUAACAACUUAUUCCAGACUUGUCAACAACUGGGAAGAAGCAGGGCGGACACAUCUUGUUGACAAGCUGCGUGAUUUUACGUGUGUACGUGUAGGUUGCUGUCAGUCAAAGACUCAAAGUGAUGUAGUAAUCUUUGCUGCAUAGUUGUUUUAUUAAUUCAAACAGACGGUGAACAACAAGCCGUACGAGACAUCGAAACGAGAAUAUUGGUGUCAAGAUGGUGCAGAAACUUCUGAUGCGGAUGAUUUUUCUUGUCAAAUGCAGUAUGACAUAACUACUGGAGAGAGAAUCUGGGAUAGUCAGGUUGGUCUGAGGUUGACCUCUCGAUGAGAUGGUAUACAAGCCAUCAUUAUUAACAUAUAGUGCAACAAAACUUAUUUAGAAUUUUAUGUUUUCUGGUUUGUCCACCUUCGAGAAAUAUGGCUAAGAAACAACAUUUCCUGGUUUGUCUACCUCGAGAAAUAUGGCUAGGAAACAAUGUUUCCUGGUUUGUCCACCUCGGGAAACAUGCAUGGCUAGGAAAUAAUAUUUCCUGGUUUGUCCACCUUUGGGAAACAUGGCUAGGAAAUAUUUUUGCAGCAAUAGUUCCGCAGCAAUCUAUAGUUCAAACCCGUAUUAUUCCAGGGUUUUUGCUGUCGUUGUUCAUUUAUGGAAGAUUUUCAUGACACUCAAGGAGGGCGCUAUCAUCGAGGGGAUACCGUGUGUGGCAACACUUGGCAUAUUCCGUUGUUUCAUCAGUUAUUUAAAAACAAGAAAAGACAAAGUGCUCACUGUAUGAACUAUGAUAAACUGUGGUAUAAUGUUCACAAGAUUGGCCUCUAUAAGAUUUGGUUUAAGGUGAGAUUAUUUUGCCAAGCAGGCAUAACUCUUAGCAUAGCAAUAAUGCCAUUCACUUACGAUCCAGUGAUUGAAAUCAAUGUUUUCAAAAUCCAACUAGUCACUCAUUGUUUUGCAUUAGCAUUUACGCAAAAGUUUAUUCACGCUAGAUUUCGAUACGCCAGAUGUGGAUAAAAUAGAAAGGAAGCCUAUAGUAACACUUUUUGCGUUCUUUUCAAAGAUUUUUGUGAAAGCAUAUGAUUUGGUGGAGGAGGAAAGAGAUGGGAAAAGAUAUCAGAAGUUAAUUGAUGGUGGUCAGAUUGAGUUGAGUAAUUUUAAAACAUCUGGUCAUGGUGUUCACGGAAGGGUAAGUGUCGGUAGGUUUCUGUUCUGGUGGUCAACUUCACAUAUGUUGACAUUUGUAAGAGCAAGAAAAUUGAAUUAAAUCUCUAAAAUUCAGGACUACUAUACAUAUAAUGACAAGAAUCAACAUUAUUUCAAUAUCACUGUGAUUACUGCCACUUGACUACCGCAUGUUGUACGAUAAUAGAGAGGUUCAGAUUUGACUUCCACUAUCGCUACCUCUCCCCUGGCUUAGUACGCAUCUGAUUGGCUAAUUGGAUAUAUCAAGCGCAUCUGAUUGGUUAAUGGUCGCUUAAUGGUAGCGGUAUACAGUGAAACCUUCCUAUUAUACUGGCAUUGUUGUACUGUUUGCCAGGCUGUACGCAUGGUUGGAAAGCUCAUAUCUUUAUCAAUGUGUUUUUGUUAGUUGCUGGCUUCGAUGGUUGGAAUGUUCGAGACAGACACACAAAUAUACAGUUUAACAGAAAGAUAUCUGUUUAUCCCAACUGGUGGCUCUGACGUCAACUGGUUAACACAUCCACAAACGAGGGUGAAUUUCAAAUUAUUCAAUUUUCCACUUGAGAAAGUAUAGUAUAUUUUGGUAGCCCAUGGCGAACUAAAACUAAACUAACUUUAUUUAUGCUCAAACUGUUCUCCCUGGUGGUUCGGUAAGGGCUGUCUCUUAUUGUUCCAAUGUUACCAACAGGAGGAAACCUGAUCUAAAAUAACUUUAUGAUUACUAAAGUAUUGUUAGAGGAGGAAGCCUAAAUUAAGCUUGCUUUAUGAUGGGCCAUAUUUCACUCAGUUGUGAUGCGAGGCAACAACCGCGUAAGGUCUUUUUCUACUAGGUAGUUUUCAAACGGCAUAAUAUUUUAUUAAUUAUAGUUAUUUUAAUGUUUUUAAACAGGGACGCCGGAACUGGGGGGUGGUCAGGAGGGGCAGCCGCCCCCGUUGCCCUUUGCCAGAAGGGGGCAUGGGGGGCAAAGGUGCCCUUUCAAUUUAAAGGAUUGCCUUGGCAAAAUAGCGAAUUGUCAGAAAUGUUAGUGCAAUUCUUUUACAAAUUUGCUUCAGAAAACGCAAGAAAUGCAGUCAUCGAGCUUCAAGAAUAGCACAAUCGCCUGGCGGAGAACCCACUCACACCCCUAUCAUCCAAUAAAUAGAAAACAUGAUUAAGCGAAGUUCAACUCCCAAUGUUUUGCAAAUAUCCCUUAGUAUAUAUCAAUUCAAAAGUGCCCUUUCACGAAAAUCUGCCCCCUUGCCUUCACAUCGUUCCGGCGUCCCUGUUUUUAAACAUGUUUUUGCUCAAUUUCUAGUACGGUGCCAGAGAUUUCCUCAUAAUCCCAAGAUCAUAUGUAGCGAUGGACAAUCAGAUACAGUCUUGCAACAAAAUUGGUGUGAGUUUCACAGCAUUUCGAAUGCAGGGCGGUUACGAUGGACAAGGGCCAGGCUGUACACGGAAAAUAGGAUCGUAAGUUCAUCUAUUGUACCAAAAAAGCCUUUAGUGAACCUGUAGGAGUUAGAACUGAUAGAGCCAUCAUGUAUAGGUUAUGCUGGUAGUUGGUUAAGUUUUUCACUGGAGUCAGUAAGUAAUGCUGACUUCUAGAAAGAACAAUUUAGAACUGGUAUAGAGCUAUCUAGAAUAGAUUUAUUGGGGAGAAAAUAUAGAGCUUGGAAAUGUUCAUUUGUUUCAGGUGUCUACUUAACCAAGUAAAAGAUUAUUUUGACACAGACGUGGUAAGUCUUUAGAAAUUUCAUUUUAAAAUCUUAUUUCAAUUAAACCAUUGAUCCGUUUCUGAUAGAUCCAUUUGACCAUUUCUUAGUGCUGUUUCGCAGCUGUUUCUUAGUUCUACAGUCCGUUUAUAUCGUCUGUUAUUUUCCAGAAAAAUCGUGAAAAAGGAAAACGACCACUUUAUUUCCCAGAACGAUAUGGAGUAGUAGAAGGCACGGGAGAGUAUGAUAAGAAAGGAAGCUAUGCCUUGAUUUAUAAAGCAGGAAAAUUGGGCAACAUUAUGAUCAGUUUGGAGAUUAGUGCUGACGAUAUAAUCCUGAUUUAUAACAAGUAGGUAGAAUUCUACAAUAAGCUGCCGUGGUUUGUGUCUGAACUACCUGCAGUACGUUGCUGUGGUUUGGGACUGAAGCAAUCUUUCUCAGGUAAAAUACAAACCACGGCAGCUUUCCAAAACAGUAUAAACUUUUUCUCUAUAGGGCAGGUGGGAUAAUUGUCAAGGCAUUCGCGACUGACUUCGAGUCACUUUCUCAAGAUGGCCAACUUCACGUUAUUGUUCAAAACACCGGACUUGUAACAGCGGAUUACUUUGUAAGUUCUUCGUGUAGUUGUUGUUGUCGUCGUUAAGUUUGUUAAAAGGCUUCUAUACUCUUAACUAGGUCACAAUGAAAUACUGCACACGAGGUAUACAGCGAAGUCCUGAAGUCAGAGCCUCGAUCAAUGCUCAAUCAGUUCACACAUUUACAUUGCAUCUCAGGACAACCAUUCACGCCUCAGGACAGUUUAUGUGUACUGGUAGGCAGCACUCAUCUUGCUUUAUAGUUAGUAGAGGUAUAGAUAGGAGUGUAAAAGUACGCCGGAUUUCGAGGCAUGUACUUUCGUAUUCUUUUUUCUGUUUUUAGUGAAUCUCUGGGAUGCUCGUCAUGGUUUGUUGGACUCUGCCAACAUCACAUUUGAAACAACAACAGCCUGUGUAUGUUUGCAAUCUUGCUCGUGCGCGGUAUGUCUUUUUUAUCCUCCGUGCUGUAUCUUAGUUUUAUCUCUUAGGUAUAUCUCUGUCAGUUCUAAACGGUUCUUCCUAGAGGACCAGUCAUCAGUUAUUGAUCCAGUGUUACCACAGGAGGAAACCUAAACGAACUUUAUUUAUAUUGGAUAACAUCAGUUCUAAACUGUUCUUCGUAGAGGUCCACUUCCAGUGUUACUACAGGAUCGAGGAAACCAAAACCAGUUCUGUUGAAGCAAAUCUUUCUAUUUCUCUUGCAGUGUUUAGGGAAUGCUGACACUGAAAUGUGCAUAAGCGACUUCACACAUGACGUCACCGAUGAAGCCGACCAAUUAGAAAACGUCAAACUGGAAGAAAAGGUGCUAAAAAGGAUGGAACAAAUUUUCGUUUGGGUGAACGAUAAUUUCUCCGCCAUCGUGGAUCUGUUUACGAAACCUUCGUUAUCUCACUGGCUCAAUCUUUGGAUAUUAUUCUCACUUGUGUUUGGUCUUCUCAAAGCGAGGCUGGGCAUGCAACCGGGGGGUGCACCGAUCGCGUAUUUUGGAUGGUGGUGGGAGCAACCGACGGGACAGAAGUUAUUUAUAGAUGGAAAUGGUGAUAGAAUUAUGGGCAGUUACAACAAAGAUGGGGAUUUAAUUGAUCCAACCACGUAAGUCGUCAUUUUAAUAGCACAACAGUCAACAAGAUUGUAUCACGAUUCAGAAAAUUAUUUUCAAAAUUCUUCUGUUCUUCAUGCCAUCCAGUCACUCGAUUGCAUGUUUUUUCCCCUUUUUUCAGAAAGCGGUAUCAAUUUCCCGUGCGUAAUACAAAAUGACUGAAAAACGGCAAAGGGCUAUAUUAUCCGCAUUUUACAACAAUUCGCAACGAAACUUCGGAAUAUUACUAAUUUUGUGAUGCUCUUUCAAGCUGUGAUGAAAUUUUUGUCUAGACUUGUCUAGAUCAAAAUUUUGUUCAUUAGGAUAUUUUGUUCUGGUAGAGCUCACCACUGUAAAGGUGAACAUUUCGGAAGUUUACCACCAUCUGCUGCCCACCAACGUAAAUUUUAAAGUUUGAAUUUGAUAUCAAUUUACGGGAACUUGUAUUUUGAUAUCAAUUUCUAUUUCUCUUUUUUAUUACAGAGGAAAAGUUCUUAAAAGUGAGAAGUUAGUUUUGUUCAUUGGGAAUGUGUUCUUUUUCGUGCUGUUAAUAUUUAUACUCGGUGUUCAUGCGGCCAGAUAUUACAAACUCUGGGAGGAUGAGAACAUGGUGAGAACACGUUUAGAAUUUAUGCAAUAAUUUCGUUUCAUGUUUGUGAUGUUACUCUGAGUGUAUAUCCACACCGGACAAGCUUGAAAAUAUGUCUGAACACGGUGGGAAUCGAACCUAUGACCUUUGGAAUGCUAUCCCGAUGCUCUGCCAACUGAGCCAACACCAACAAAUUUAAUUUCAUGUUUUCAUUUACCAUGCAUUUCUUUCAGAUGGCUGUGUCGUUGUCAAGUGUUGCUUUAACGGAAACUUCUGUUUACAGAAAUUUCACAGACUUUAAAAUUGGAGAGACAUACUUAACGGUGAGUUUUCAACUCACAUAAAUGAAGUUUAUUGAAGUCUUAUUUUAAUUCGUUAAUCUUUGGUGUUUUAUUUUUCAAUUGGUGUAUUUAGAAUCCUGAUGAAAAAUUUAGUCUUGUUGGAAAAUUGGAACGUGUCGGACUUGAAUACAAGUUUAUUAUUGUGGACGCGAUGCAGGUAAAAAGGCAGUAGCGUUUUUGGACCUGUUCAUAUUGUAGCUCAGUAUAGAUGCUAUGAAGUUUGACUUCUUUUACACGAACACACAAUGAUUUUUGUUUUCAUAACCAAAGGCAUACGAUUAACUGGAUUCAUAGAAACACACGCAACACUGAAUUUACAAGACGGGGCUAGAUUAAUAAUCAUUCAUUUUCAAACCGGUUUCAUGAUUCGUCUUUUAGGUUGUGGAGAUUGUUAACGAUGAAAUACUGCUACUGACACCAGCGAUAUCAUUCAAUCCCGAACCUUUCACACAAACAUUCACCGAGACAAGAGCACUUGAAGAAAUCACACUGGAACCUCUGCACGUGUGUCUGAAUGAGGAGCCUGAGUUCGAGUUCUACGACGAUGACCGAAGAGGUUAUGACGUCACUGGAGGUCAUGACGUCAUGAAAAAUCAUGACAUCACCAGUUAUGAUGUCACUGGUGGUUAUGACGUCACCAAGAGUAAUGACGUCACGAGGGGUUAUGACGUAGGUAAAAAUGCGUCUGCAUGUUCAUCGUCCAGCGACCUUCCCCCCGAGCCACCACCGCGGGACUACUCCAAGCAUGACCUUGAAAGUCAGGAGAUAUACGAAGAACCAGUCAUACCAUAUAACAGUCCAGUAUAUGAACUCCAUCCCUCGUUAAUGCGUACCCAGCUUGAAGGGUCAAGUCAUGAAGUCCCACGUCAUGAAGUCCCAAAUGUCGACGAGAAGUUAGACUUUACCAACAGCUAA